Molecule: messenger RNA, 2880 nt
Organism: Pollicipes pollicipes
Lineage: Eukaryota; Metazoa; Arthropoda; Thecostraca; Pollicipedomorpha; Pollicipedidae
Product: angiotensin-converting enzyme
Biological process (GO): proteolysis
Cellular component (GO): membrane
Molecular function (GO): metallopeptidase activity; peptidyl-dipeptidase activity
Source: RefSeq, a predicted model, not a curated record
GUCCAGCGGCGGCCGAGCACGGUGACCGUGCGGCGGCAGCGACGAGACCCACUGACGCCGACCGUCUAGAGGUACAGCCGAGAUCGCCGCACACCCGGCCCCAUGUCAUGGAUACGCUGCCUGCUGCUCGGCCUGGUCCUGGCGCUGGGAGUGCACUGCCUCCCGACCAGUGCCGACGCAUUAGGACAAGACGGCCAGUCGCCGGUGGACAAGGGACCCGACCUUCGACGAGUCACCACCGGAAGCGGACAGCAUCCGGCGGUACAGUGAGCUGCUGACACCGCUGCAGACCCGACAGAUCGGGCUGAUCAGUGACCGGCCCCACUACCCAGAGAACAUGUACAUGUCAGCCCGCUCGCUGCUGGUGCAGCUGGAACGGACCUUCUCCAGCGCCACCGUCUGCGAUCGUCGCCGCUGCUACCACGGCGAGCCGGACCUGCAGACGGUCAUGGAGACGUCGCGCGACCCGGCGCGCCUGCUCUGGGCGUGGCGCGGCUGGCGGCGCGCCGUCGGCCCGCCCAUGCGCGCCAUCUACCCGGACUUGGUGCGCGUGCUCAACGCCGGCGCCAGACAUGCCGGGUUCGCCGACAUGGGCGCCGUCUGGCGACACGAGCUGGAGAUGCCCGACAUCGAGCAGACGGCACGCGGCCUCUCCGAGGAGGUGCGCCCGCUGUACGAGCAGCUGCACGCGCUGGUGCGCUCGGCGCUGCGCCGCCACUAUGGCCCGAAGCUGGUUAGCAGCCGCGGCCCUAUACCGGCCCAUCUGCUCGGCAACCUGUGGUCCCAGAGCUGGGAGUCGCUGGCGGACAUUGUGAACCCUUUCCCCGGCGCCCAGCAGACGGAUCUCUCCAAGAGGCUGGCCGAUCAGUUCUCUGUCAAAGACUUCGUCAAGGUGGCGGAAAACUUCUACAUGUCACUGGGGCUGCCGCCGAUGACUGAGAAGUUCUGGAAGAACAGCAUCUUCCAGCGGCCGGCCGAUGGUCGCAACAUGACCUGUCACGCCUCAUCUGCCGACUUCUACACCGAUGACGACUUUCGGAUACUGAUGUGUCUCGAGCGGAACGAGAGGGACUUCGGCGUGCUGCACCACGAGAUGGGUCACAUCCAGUACUUCAUGGCGUACCGACACCUGCCCACCGUACUCCGGGACGGCGCCAACUCAGCGUUCCACGAGGCGGUGGGCGACACGUUCUUCUACUCGAUAUUUGGCCCUGCCCACCUCCAUCGGCUGGGCCUGGCCGAGGCGCCGACCAACUCGUCGCAGACAGGCGAGUACCGGCGUAAGCCGAGCGACAGGACGGCCGCCGUGCUGUUCGGACGCAGACGGCCGCCGUGCUUCUCUGACGCUGAUGACGGCCGCCGUGCUCCUCUGACGCUGAUGGUCGCCGUGCUGUUCGGACGCAGACGGCCGCCGUGCUUCUCUGACGCAGACGGCCGCCGUGCUUCUCUGACGCUGAUGGUCGCCGUGCUGUUCGGACGCAGACGGCCGCCGUGCCUCUCUGACGCAAACUGCCGCCAUGCUGUUCGCACGCAGACGAACAUCAACGAGCACGUCGUCAUGAAUGUGCUUGAUGUGAAAAAGAGAGGGCGUGGCCUGCAACUGCUGCUGCAGCGGGCCCUGGCCAAGGUCCCUCUGAUCGGGUUCAGCCUGGCGCUGGACACGUGGCGCUGGCGCGUCUACGGCGGAAAGGUGCAGCCACGCGACUACAACGCCGCCUGGUGGCAGCUGCGCGAAACGCUGUCUGGCGUGCGCCACCCCGACUGCUCGGCAGAGACGAUGAAGGCGACCGCGUGCAACCAGGCUGGCAUGGACCCGGGCGCGAAGUUCCACGUGGCCGAUAACAUACCGCACAUCAGAUACUUCCUGGCCGUGUUCCUGCAGCUGCAGUUUUUCGAGGGUCUCUGUGAGGCGAAGUACGGCUCUCCGCUGCCGAUACCGCUGCACGAGUGUGACCUCUACGGCUCGCACGCUGCCGGCAACAAACUCAUGGCGAUGAUGUCCCUGGGCAAGAGCCGCUCGUGGCAGGACGCCCUGGAGGUGAUCACCGGCUCCAGGCAAAUAUCCGCCAAGCCCCUACUCCGCUACUUCAAGCCGCUCUACGAUUGGCUGGUGGCCGAGAACCGGCGUACGCAGCAGAUCGUUGGUUGGAUGACCAGCGAGUGAGACCACGUGGUCUGCCGCAUUGACCAAUAGCAGGGUCCUGACAUCAACGUGGCCCGGCAAUGAUACUAGGCGUCUAGGAAGUCCAUUCGGAGAGACGAACCUGACUCGGACCAAAUGCUUCACUAAGUGUUAUAACACACUCACCCCGUUUUAUGACAGAGCAUUACGUGGAGCGGUAUUCGGCGUCGGUUAAACAUGUCACAAAAUACUGGCAGCAGCCACUAACGUCGGCGAGUGAAAACCAUAAGGGAAAUUUCGUAAUGUUCCGCUCAUAUCCACCCGACGGCGUUAACUUCUGGUGGAAUAGCAAGUUCAAAUACAGAGGGGGUGGGGGCGCCCCUCCCCUUGCUCCUUCAAAGGUGGCGGUCAGGCAUCAAUUGACAUUCUUCUGAAGUUCAGAUAAAAGUCAGCGUAAGUUACUGAGGGAUUUUUCUCGUAAGAUAGCUCGUGAUGCAAAUGAAGCGAAAUUCCACCAGUUUCUGGAAAUCAGGACAUUUUUAUGGACUGCUCUUGUUCCGGUCGCGCCACUGCUGGGGCCGUGACACAACAGAGACUCGAAGCCGGGCAGCCCCCUUGAAAGAGGGGCAGUUUUCGGGCAUUUCCCAAGGAGAUAUCGAUGUGACCCUACUGGCAAUGAAACAAUGGCCUGAAGUAUAUCUGCAUAUUCGAAGCAUAUCUGGCGAGAGUACGCCAACCAUCCGAUUGUCAUCCCGUAA